This is a messenger RNA of Capronia epimyces CBS 606.96, 945 nucleotides long. RefSeq lists its product as uncharacterized. Gene Ontology annotation, molecular function: S-adenosylmethionine-dependent methyltransferase activity. Lineage: Eukaryota; Fungi; Ascomycota; Eurotiomycetes; Chaetothyriales; Herpotrichiellaceae. The transcript has a single exon. The coding region runs from base 1 to 945 and encodes 314 amino acids. The record is from RefSeq and is a predicted model, not a curated record.
AUGACGUCAAUCCCAACCUCAACCUCAACACCAUCAGCACCAGCAUCAGCACCACCAACAUCACCACCACCAACAGUCUACACACAAGGCCACAGCGCCAGCGUCCUCGCAUCGCAUCUAUCCCGCACCGUGGAGAACUCGGCAUCAUUCCUCCUUCCGCACCUCAAGCCCGGCUUCACGGUCGUCGAUCUCGGCUGCGGCCCGGGCACGAUCACGCGCGGGUUCUGCGCCCACGUGCCGGGCGGAAAGGUGAUUGGGAUCGAUGCGUCGGCGGAGGUGAUUGAGCGGGCGAGGUCUCUCUUGAGUGCGAGUGCUGAAAUGGAACAAGAUGCAACCUUGAACUCAGCAAACGAAGAUGCAACCUUGAAAUCAGCAAACCAGGACCCCGCCAGCCUUGAAUUCCUAGUCGCCGACGUCACCGCCCGGCUCCCGUUCCCAGACGCCUCAGUCGACGUGGUCUACACGCACCAGACGCUGCUGCACAUCCCGGCCGCAGAGCGCGUCGUGCAAGAAGCGUACCGCAUCCUCCGGCCCGAGGGAAUGCUCGCGAUGCGCGAAGCGCUUGCCAUCACGUUCCUCCCCGCCAACGCCGGCACACUCGCCUACGCCGAGGGUCUGGACAAAGCGGUGCGCGACACAGGUGCGUCUGGGUUCCAGGCCGGCCGGACCCUGCAUCUGUGGGCCCUGCGUGCCGGGUUCGACCGGGCUAAAAUGCAAGUCGGCGCCGGCGCCAGUUGCUAUGCCGGCCCGGGCGGUGACGCUAAAUGGUGGGCGGAUCUUCAUGCCGAGAGGCUCGAUGGCGACGUGGGCGCGAGAUGGCGCGAUUCCGGCGUCGUCGAUGAUCAACGCGCCAUCGAGGACAUGAAGGCCGGCCUGGCUGCUUGGGGGGGAUGUGAUGAUGCUUGGGCCUCGGUCAUGCAGGGAGAGGUCAUCUGUUGGAAAUAG